UGGACCCUCCGGUUGGUGUGAUCAUUAUAAUUGGUGACCAACGGACUAAAUGCUAUGCAUCUUUCUUUGUGACUUGCUAUUGACCUCUGCUCCAGUUUGAAUUUUGAAUUUCUUGUUUGAAAUGUGGGCUCUCUUCUAACGUCCAAUGCUACCUAUUUAUUCUCCUUUCUCCCUCGUUUCAUUAGUUUUGAAGGGAGAGGAGUCUUCCAGGCUUGAAGCUCUAAAUCAAGCAAUGCCGAGUUCGAGAGGGUCAGCAGAGAUGCCGCAGCGGCAAUCGCCGCGGACGCCGCUUCAUCUGAAGGCCACCGCCUGCUCUGAAGCCAAUGGCGUCCACCGCCACUCCGUGGAUCGAAGUCCGAAGCUGGAGGACCGCCGCUCGCCUCGCAGCACCCUUCAUGAGAAGAAGAGGGGCACUCGGGUGGCGGAUUUAGAGACGAAGUUCCGCCGAGCCCAGGAGGAGCUCAAGAAGCUAAGGGAGCAGCUGGCCUCCACCGAGUCUGCCAAGAAGGAAGCCCAGGAAGCACUCGAAGAGGCCAAGAAACGAAUCCCAGCCGUCGCCACCACUCCCCAGAAAUUGGAUGAGGAGAAGCCUCCUCUUCCCUUGAAAGAAGAAACCGAGACUGCCUGUCCAUGCUUGGAUUCUCUAGAGAAGAGCGAGCAAAAGGUGGAAAACGAAUUGCCGGAGCCCAGAUCCGAGGGGGAGAGCAUCAACUCCACUGCCACUGAUGUGUUUGAAGUAGUCUGGCCGGCUUCGUUCCCAGCUGAGACAAGUAAAACAGACAAUGAGAUUGGGGAUGAUAAUGAGAAGGAAGUGAAGGAGAAGCAAGAGGAAGAGGCGAAGGCAAUGACCGAGAAAGAUGGUGAGACUGAGAUGACUGCAAUGGAGAAGAAGGAACUAGAGGAAGAGGAGAACAAGCCUACGGAGAUCGCCGAGAGCCCAGAGGUAUUGGAACUCAAGGCCAAGCUACUGGAGAAGGAGAAGGAAGUGGAGAAUUUGUUGGUGGAGAAUGAGGGUCUGAAGAAGAAGGCAGAGGAAGUUACGGAGAAUGCCAUGGCGGCCGCGAGAGCACAAGAAGAGAAGCUGGGCUCAGUGGAGGAGGAGCUGAAGGAGAGCCAGGCGAAGAUGGAGAGGCUGGGGGAGCAGCUGGAGACGUUGGAGGAGACGAGGGCGGCGCUGGAGGCAGAGAUGAAACGGCUGAGGGUGCAGACAGAGCAGUGGCGGAAGGCGGCUGAGGCGGCAGCGGCUGUGCUGGCACCGGGGCCGGGGGCAGAGAUGAUGGGGGGAAGAAGGAUGGCGGAGCGGUGCCGGUCCCUGGACAAACACCUUGGUGCCAGAGCCGGGGGAUUCGCGGGAUGGGGAUCGCUGCUGAUGGGCGGGGAGAUGGACGAAGAGGGUAUCGAGGGAGGGAAGAGGAGGGGAUCCGGAAUUCGAAUGUUCGGAGAUCUCUGGAAGAAGAAGGGCCACCAGAAAUAGAGUAUAGAGGAUGACAUGGAAUAAGACUGGUGGGAGGAGGGAAGGGAAUGUGUUUGGAGGUCCAUCAACCCUUUGGAUCAAUCCUCUCCUCUUUUUUCUCUUUGGCUUUCUUACUAUUUUGUUUGGUACUGUAAUGUUGUAUUGCUGCAGCUAUUGUUGCUUAUGGCACAGCCAACUAGCCAAGUUGUUUUGGCAUAUAUCUAGAAUUGGCUUUGAGAGUU
Messenger RNA from Elaeis guineensis (African oil palm), 1695 nucleotides. The record is from RefSeq and is a predicted model, not a curated record. Lineage: Eukaryota; Viridiplantae; Streptophyta; Magnoliopsida; Arecales; Arecaceae.